This is a messenger RNA of Arachis ipaensis, 5600 nucleotides long. RefSeq names its product disease resistance protein RPP13-like. Lineage: Eukaryota; Viridiplantae; Streptophyta; Magnoliopsida; Fabales; Fabaceae. The record is from RefSeq and is a predicted model, not a curated record. Gene Ontology annotation, biological process: signal transduction; defense response. Gene Ontology annotation, molecular function: ADP binding.
UGAAUGACUUACAACACAAACUCCAUUUAUGCGACUUUAGAAUUUUAACAUUGGCAAAAGCUUUUCUAUCAAGCAUAGUUUCUUAGUUCACUGUUUGAAUAACUAUGCCAUCACAAUUGUAAGAUCCACUAAAACUUGGUCUCAUGGCAGAUCAUGAUGCAGAAACUUCCUCCUCACGUUUCAUAUAUGAUGUUUUUCUGAGCUUUAGAGGCUUCACCCGAUACGGAUUCACUGAUCGCCUCUAUCAUGCUUUGUGUGAGAGAGGAAUCACCACCUUCAGAGAUGAUGAGAACCUCAGAGUUGGUGAUAGAAUCAGAGAUACUCUUCUUGAAGCCAUUGAAAGAUCCAGGAUGUCUAUUGCUGUGCUGUGUAAGGACUAUGCUUCUUCCACAUGGUGUUUGGAUGAACUAGUACAGAUCAUGAAGUGCUGGAAUAAUGGAAAACAUCAACCAGUUUUGCCAAUCUUUUAUCAAGUGGAACCAUCAGAUGUGAGGCGCCAGAGGAACCAAUAUGAAAAAGACAUGAUGAAGCAUGAAGACAGAUAUGGCAAAGACUCCCAUGAUAUAAAAGCAUGGAGGUCGGCUUUGCGUGAAGUGGCCGAUCUAAGUGGAGUGACUUGUACAGUGAAGAGCUAUGAAGGUGAGAUUAUCAAGAAAAUUGUUCAAGAGGUCUCGGAAAAGCUUCCUCCUGAACCACUAUACAUUAAGCAUCCAAUUGGCUUUGAUUCUCACUUUGAAGCGGUGGAAUCACUUUGGAAUAUUGAAUCUGACAAUACCAUUUGCCUGCUGGUCAUUUAUGGAGAUGGUAACAAGACCACAUUUGUUGGAGAGUUGUUUAACAAGUUCAGGCAUCAAUUUGAAGCUGCAAGUUUUCUUGACAAAGUAUCUGAAAAAUCAGCAAGAAGCGGCCUCGAAAAUCUCCAAAAGAUACUUGUGUAUGAGAUGGGUGGGCAUAAAAGACCUACGCGGGGAAGCACAUUAACAGGAUCUUCUGAUAUAAAACAAAGUCUCCGCGGUAAAAGAGUCCUUCUGGUUCUUGAUGAUGUUGCUACUACAGAACAGUUGCACUCAUUGGUAGGAAGAAGUGAUUGGUUUCAUCCUGGAAGCAGACUUGUUAUAACAACAAGAGAUGUCAGUUUCCUAAAUAAUCAAGUGUUAGAUGGAUUCAAGAUUGAGAAAUAUUGCAUUAAUGAAGGUGAAUUUGAAGGAAUGGAAGGUGCUAGAUCCAAUCAAAAGCAAGAUAAGGUCGUUGAGGAAGAUAUGGUGGGCUUUGUGAAUAUCUUUAAUUGUAUAAUUGAGCAGUUGAAGGAAAAUAAGUCAUAUCUUAACGUUAUCUCCGUGAUAGGCAUGGGAGGAUUGGGUAAGACUACCCUUGUUAAAAAUAUUUACAACAACAAUGAGGUGAAGAAGUUGUUCUCUUAUUGUGUGUGGGUUACUGUUUCUAAGGACUACAAAGCCAAGGAGCUUCUUCAAAGCCUUCUACAAGGUUUUGGGUUUUCCAUGUCUACUAAUGGUGAGGACUAUGAAAAGAGCAAGCUCCAAAAGUUCUUAGAGGAGAAGAAGUAUUUGAUAGUACUUGACGACAUAUGGGAGCCUGAAGUUUGGGAUGAAAUAGAAUGCUUAUUUCCGGAUAACAAAAAUGGUAGUGCAAUAGUGAUAACUAGCCGGAAUGAUGGCGUGGCAAACUAUACAAGAUCAAAGUCCUACUACCCUCCAUUGCUAGAUAAAGAUGAAAGUUGGAAAUUAUUCUGCAAAAAGGUGUUUAAGGAAAGGGAGUGUCCCUCUGUUUUAGAACAUAUGGGUAGAUUAAUGGUUGAAAAAUGUCGAGGUUUACCGCUUGCUAUUGUAACCUUAGCAGGAGUUGUUGCUAAGAAGAGGAGAGAAACAGUUGAGUGGAUAAGAAUCGUGCGCAACGUUCUUUGGUAUGUUGACAAAGAUGAUGGCAGAGUAAUAAAUGUGUUAAAGCUCAGUUAUGACAGUUUACCUCAAAGACUGAAGUCUUGUUUUCUUUUUUUGGGGGUGUAUCCCGAAGAUUAUAAAAUUAAUGUGAAACGAUUGAAACUAUUAUGGAUUGCUGAAGGAUUAAUACAACUGCCAGAAAUAGGAAUAUCAGAUGGUCCAGAAGUAGAAGAUAUUGCUGAAGAGUACUUGAAUGAGUUGGUGGAUCGUAGCUUGGUGAUGGUGGUAGAAAGAAGGAGUGAUGGCGGGGUCAAAAGCUGCUGGAUUCAUGACCUUCUCCUUGAUCUUUGCAUAUCAGAGAGUAGAGCUGAUAAACAAAUAGAGAUCUGCACGGAGAAGAACAUUAGUUCCUUGGGCAAUGCUAAAUCUUGUAGAUUGUCCCUUCGAAAAAAUUAUAUGGUUUCACUUAAGCAGUCCGAUCACUUCAGAAUCCAUUCUUUAAUCUGCAUCUGGGACGACAUCAACUUUGGAUGGAUACGUCUAUCAAGUUUCCCUUUAGCUCGCAUUGUGGACCUUGGAUAUGGUACUCUUCAUUCAUCAAUGGCCCGGGAUUUGGAGAUGUUUAUCUAUUUAAGAUACUUGAGACUAAGGAAGUGUUUCCACCAAUCAGACGAGGUUGUUCCAAUCUGCGCCCUUCCAAAUCUAGAAACUCUAAUUAUUGAAAAUAUUGCUCUCUAUGGUCAUAAAGAUGACUAUAGUAAUACUUAUACUCUCCCACAUGAAAUAUGGAGGCUCAAGAAACUGAGACAUCUUGAAGGGAGGCUAUGCAUGACGAGUAAGACGAUUCCAACGGACACCCCCGGAGAAGACUGUUUGCCGAAUCUCCAAACCCUCCAAGUUGUCACUCUUGAAGAAGGAUUGACAGUAUCCUCCAUUGUUAAUGGAAGAUUCCCCAAGCUUAGAAAAUUGGGUUUGCGGUGGAAUAUCAAAAGUAAAUAUACAGAGCAUCAAUUAUUACAAGGCUUGCAUCACCUGGAAAAUCUAGAAAAACUAAAACUGGUGGACUUUGAGGAAUUACCAUUAAAAGCCCGGGAAUUUCCUUCCAGUAUUGCCAAGAUAAACAUAAUGUUAUCAGAUGAGGAGCUUCAAUGGUUUGGGGAAUUCAACUACAGUUGCUUGAUUACUCUGGGAGACCUCAUCAGCCUCCGUGUUCUGAAAGUAACCAUGCAAGGGUUGGGCAGUGGCGACUCUCUUCGCCUUGCUGCUGGAAGCUUCCGAAAUCUUGAAGUGCUUCAUUUGGCAGAGAAGAAUUUCAAAGAAUGGAUAUUAGAGAAAGGUGCAAUGCCAUCUCUCCAGCAUCUGAUCAUCGAAUUCUGCAACUUGAAUGAGCUUCCAGAGCAACUGUGGUCCUUGACUAACUUGCAAGUUGUGCAUGUUGUUGCCCCAAAGCCAGCAUUGAGAAAUAGCCUCGAACAUGUUAAGCCCAAGAAUGGUUGUAAGCUCAUCAUAGAAACACUCGACCAGUAUCUUGGAAGCAUAACUAAGCGGAGCUAUCAAGUCCCACCAUCAAGCCCAGAAUCUCCCACAUCCAACUGAAGUGAAUAGGUAGAAGCUUUUCAAUCUUCUCAUAUUUUUAUUCAUUAUUUUCUCUCGAUGUCUCUGAAUUUAUAUUUCUCAGUAGAUAUAUCCAUGAACUAGGCAGAGCUAUCAAGUCUAAUCACAAGCAUAUGCCAGGUUUUAACUUCACAUUUCAAACAUAUAUGUGGAGAAUGGUCCUGCAAGACUAUUACAUUGUUUCCACCAACCAUCAAUGCAUUGAAGAAAAGGCAAUUAGCUAUGAUGUAAGCUUUUUGGAAUCAUUUAAACAGAGAAAUCAGUAUUGAAAGAACCGAAUCUAAUGUUAGAUCAGUCAAAGAUAAUGCAACAAAGUAAAUAUUGCACGGUGAUAAAACAUAAAGAAGCAAAUGUAAAACUUCAACUGCAUAUAUAGGGCUAUUAUAUAUAAUUCAAAUUCAAAAGACAUUGAAUUUAACAAGAGCAAACUCAAUUGCAUUUUCAAAUUUUUGAGUUUUCCCCAAUCAUAGUUGGAAGGGAAAUCAUACUUUAAAGUUUAAAGCAAAAGCAGAAUAGAACAAGAGUUUUGAGAAGCUUCUUUCCAGCACAACUUGCCAAUCCUACACUUCAUUUACAACAGAAUCAAGUGUCCAAGUUGUUCCCAUGUUAGCUCCUAAUUCCUCCCUUGUUUAACCUCUUUGUGAUUCUGACUGAGUGCAUAAAAGACCAACCAGUAAGACUCACCGGAUUAGACAUGAAAAAAGAAAUAAUCUUAACCUUAAAGAACCUCAAUUGGAGACGUGAUAAUAAGAAGCUAGACACGGUUUAAUGGACUUCAAGGUCACCAUCAGUGGUCAAAACUCACCUUUAGUUGCAACUUAAUAAUCCAUCAAGCUCAUUUUGUUUCAAUCAAUCAUAACACAAGCACAAAUAACAGCAACAAAAUGACCCAAAGCACACAUUACAUACCCUUUUUCCUCUUCUUCUUCUUGAUGUUGCUAGGGACUGCCAUGAGACAGUCCACAUGUACAACGGACCUUAUGUGGUUGGAAGGCUCACCAUAAAGAUAUUGAACAUGUUUGAGCAGCUCUCCUCUGACAUUAUAUAUAUAGAACCCUACUUCACCAUCUGAAGGAUAACAUCUUCCAAUAAUAUCCCCAUUAGCAGAUAAGCACAGAGGCUUAAAGAGUUCAAGAGGAAUCUCAUACACAGUCCAAGACGACUCCACUUUAUAUUCUUUCAUCACCCAUAUCUCAGUUGUAUUCUCUCCUGCUGUAUUCUCUCCAUACAAAUAGAAGGCUAGGCAUCCUCCUAGCAGGACGAGAUGGGGUUUAAAUAGGUGUUGCCCGCAUAUCGUGGAGAAACUUCUUUCCUUCAGAUCAAAGAUAAGAAUGUCAAUACAGUACUCAUAAGUAGACCAAUGAAUAGCCCCGUUACAGAACAACCCCUUGGGUUUCCAAUUAUCCCAGUACGAUGAUUUGGGAAGUGCAGCAUCAAGACUAAUCCAUGAAUUGCUUCUCAAAUAACACAGAUCAAAAUGGUUUUCGCCGUCUUUACCCUUAUAGGCUACAACUACUACAUAAUCAUCUUGUGACGCAUCAUACCCAAAGCCAUAUAGAAGCGCAUCAUGGAGAAAGCAGAAGACCUUAACAAGACGAUCAUAAACUCUACCAUUUAUUACGGCAUUAACCAUAUGAGAGUAUGAGAUUCUUUUGCAGGAAUCAGUGAGUGGAUUCCAUAAGAUAAGAAACUGUGGUUCGCGGUGUAAGAGUACGAACCCUCUGCAGGAACCAAGAAGAUGAAAAUCAGAAGGUGGCUUCUUCAUGAAAGGGAGAGAGAGGGCUAUUGCAUCAACGCCAUCAUUAUCAUCUUGAAGCAGUGCGUCGAGGUCAACUGAGUAAGCGUGAGAAUUGUCUUGGAGGAAGAGGCAUGUAUGAGAGGGUGCGAGAGAGAGGUCAAGAUGGGAUUUUGCGAAAUUGGGAUCGGAAAUGAGAGUAUUCCAUAGCUUGGAAACGCACCUGACGCACGCAAGGUGUUUGAUGGGAACCCUCAGUAAUAUUGCUCGUAUCAGCUCCGGAGGAAGGAGAUCGUUGAAGCUCUUGAGCUUCUUCUUCUCCAUGCUGGACUGCUUCAUUACUAUUGGUCCAA